AACAGAGUAUCAGGAAACUUCCUCUGAUACUCUUAAAUCAUACAGUUAAUAUGAGGUUUCACAUCCCCAUUUUCAGAGGUCAUGUGGGUCAUAUAAUGGGGUCAAAAAUAGAAUUAUUCAUUCAUUAAUGUACCCUCAACCACCAUCAUCAUCGUCAUGUCGCAGACAGAGAGAGAGAGAGAGAAAGAGGAAGAGGAAGGAAUGUUAACUUAAAUCAUCGUCAGCUUCCUGAUUGAUCAGACAGACAUAUAGAGGCAGUUCUCUGACAGUUUGAUGAUUUUCUGCAUCAGGAUCAAACUCAGAAUGAAUAUCCACCAUGUUCUGUUCUUCUGCUUCUUAUCAGCACUGCAGGAUGGAAACACUGGACUCGUCAAUGCAAUAACAGGUUUUGCUGGAGCUGAAGGAGGAAGUGGUUCACUUAUUUGCUCCUUGACUUCAUCUGGAAGCACCAAGUUCUUCUGUAAAGGAGAAUGUAAAGAAGAAGACAUUCUCAUUAAAACAGAUGAUGUCACAGCUCAGAGUGGCAGAUACAGCAUCAGAUAUGAAGACGGAUCUUCUGGAAGAAGAACUGUGACUGUGACCAUCACACAGCUGACCAAGUCAGACUCAGGGCGGUACAGAUUUGGUUUGGGUGGAUCUUCAGUCCCAGAUGAUUACUGUGACUUUGAGCUCAUAGUUACAGAUGCUGCAACGUUGGGUCAAAACACCAGUUUCUCCCGUGCAGAAACUGUGGGAGGAAGUGUCACACACGGAUGCCUCAAUACUGUCUAUGGAAGCAGGAAGUUCUUCUGUAAGAAUGAAUAUAAAAAAGAAGAAGACAUCCUGGUUGAAACAGAAGAGAACAGAGCUCAGAAUGGCAGAUACAGCAUUGAAUAUAGAGAAGGAUCUGUAUUUGGACUGUAUGUGACCAUCACACAGCUGAAGAAGUCAGACACAGGAUGGUACAGGUGUGGUUACGGCAGAGCUUCGUCUCCAGAUUCAUCCUACACGUUCUCGAUCUUUGUUGUCGAUGUCCCAUCAGCCUCCACACCAAGAACAACACAGAGUUUAAUCUCCAGUUCAGGAAGCUUCACACCUUCAUCAUCUUUCCCUGAAACCACAGAGCAGUUUACAGCACUGCAGGAUGGAAACACUGGACUCGUCAAUGCAAUAGACCUUUUUGCUGGAGCUGAAGGAGGAAGUGGUUCACUGAGUUGCCACUUGACUUCAUCUGGAAGCACCAAGUUCUUCUGUAAAGGAGAAUGUAAAGAAGAAGACAUUCUCAUUAAAACAGAUGGUGUCACAGCUCAGAGUGGCAGAUACAGCAUCAGAUAUGAAGACGGAUCUUCUGGAAGAAGAAUUGUGACUGUGUACAUCACACAGCUGACCAAGUCAGACUCAGGACGGUACAGAUAUGGUUUGGGUGGAUCUUCAGUCCCAGAUUCUUACUGUGACUUUGACCUCAUAGUUACAGAUGCUGCAACGUUGGAUGACAACACUCGUUUCAUCCGUGCAGGAACUGUGGGAGGAAAUACCACAAAAGGAUGCAGCAAUACUGUCUAUGGAAGCAGGAAGUUCUUCUGUAAGGAUGAAUGUAAAAAAGAAGAAGACAUCCUGGUUGAAACAGAAGAGAACAGAGCUCAGAAUGGCAGAUACAGCAUUGAAUAUACACAAGGAUCUGCAUUUGGACUGUAUGUGACCAUCACACAGCUGAAGAAGUCAGACACAGGACGGUACAGGUGUGGUUACGGCAGAGCUUCAUCUCCAGAUUCAUCCAACACGUUCUCGAUCAUUGUUGUAGAUGCUCCAAUCACUUCAAAACCAAACUGGACUCUCCGACCUUUUCCAACAUCAGUCCCAUCAGCCUCCACACCAACAACAACACAGAGUUUAAUCUCCAGUUCAGCCAUCUCUGAGGUCUCUCGUCCAUGUGACUUUUGGCCUCUGGUUGUAUGUGUGCCUGUGAUUGUUGUGCUGUUGGCUGUUGUUCUGCUGCUCCUCUACAAACUGAAGAAGAGGAGGAACUCUGGUUUGAACACUAGAGGAACCUCAGACAGCAGAAACAUGGAGUUAUCUGUCAGCCAUAAGAACUGUCCUCCAGUCUCCAUGUAUGAAGACAACAUCUACCAGAACCUGGAUCUGGACUAAACCUACUCUGCACUCACAGCAAACACAUGAUGAUGUUUGGAUUUGGAUCUGGAUUCUGUACUGUGCAGGUUAACAUGUGCUGCAAGGUUCCAGUUUGUUCUACUUUCUUUCUUUUUUCUGUUUAAUCGGCAGAUAUUAACUAACCAUGCUAUCAACUAAACAUGCUAUUUUUCACCUCUAUGCUGAUGAUACAGAACUGAUCAUGUUUCUAAGAAUGUUCAACUUCUUACUUGCUUAUUCUGAAAUGUUCAUUCUGUCUUCAAAAAUGUAGAUGUUGUUUGAUAUUGUUCUUCUACACUUAAAGCCAAAUUACAUUCAUGUUCGACUAAAUUGCAACAGCACACAUUUUGUUAGAAACAUAACACUGCUGAAUCACAUUUUCUCUCAAAGUGAUGAGAAAAUAUUGUUAAUUCA
Molecule: messenger RNA, 2541 nt
Organism: Thunnus maccoyii (southern bluefin tuna)
Lineage: Eukaryota; Metazoa; Chordata; Actinopteri; Scombriformes; Scombridae
Exons: 9
Coding region: 274-2127 (617 amino acids)
Source: RefSeq, a predicted model, not a curated record